AGUUAGUUGCGACGUAUGACAUCCUCGGCGUAUAUUUUGUGACUCUCGGGUGAAUUAGGUCUUUCAUCUCGAUAUUUGCCGCCUCUCUUGUUUUAGUGUUGUGAAGUUUUAGUGUUGCAUGGAUUUGGGUGUACCGGUGCCUAAUUUGCAACUGGACUUAUCCUGUGGGUAUGUCACUUAGUUUUCUUCAUUCACCGCAGACACACGGCACCACUCUGGACCGAUGGCGCUUCCGUACUCUUGAGGAGGAACAUCCGAUCCUCCAACAGUUUUUUAGUAUUGAAGAUACAAGAGCCAUAACGCAACACUUGCUCUUGGCGCAACAGGCACUUCAGGAACCAACACUGGAGCGCCUCGAGCGUCAUCACGUACCGCACCCACGUCGGGCGAUGUCUCCAAACCAUCGCCCGUCUCCUCCAACGCUGCCAGCUUCCGCUUUUCAUCCUGCUGCUAGAUUACCGCCAACGAUGUCUCCUCAUCAAAAGCAUCCUCUGAACUUCAUUAAGUUGCCGACACCAAACGGACCUAUAUCAUCAAAUUCACCACCAAGUAGCAUCACUGCAUCUUCUUUGAAUUCUUCACCUUUAAAUCGACUUCAAAAUAUGCAACACUUCAAUUUUCGAAAACUUGGAGCAGGCUUGUCCGCAUUUCCCACACGAGUAAGUCCCGAACAAAGAAGGAUGUCUGAAAAUGAAUCCUUGGGAUUGAAUCUUACCAGGGCAACAUCUAUGUCAUCCUGUCUACCGCCGCCUCCUCCACCACCAUCAUCACGAAGCCAUCCAACGUCAGAUUUAGUUGCAGCUUCUGUGAAUUCUCUUGCAGCUGCUGGUUUAGUAGCUUCUACCUUUCCUGGUCUGAUGUCAGCUAGAAUGUCGACGGGAAGUAAAUCUCCUUCUAGUGCUGAUGUUUUAAGUAGUGGUAAUACAAAUAGUGAAGAAGAUGAUGAUGGUGAUGAAAAUUCUCAUAGCGUUUUAAAUCUAAGUAGAGACAGGGACGCUCUAAGAACUCCUAGACAAAAUCGCAUUUUACCGGGUCGAAAACCGUCCACGCCCACAAAGCGAACGUGGGGCUCGCCUAAUUUACCUCUUAAUUUAGGAACUCAAUUCAUUAAUCCAGCUACUGGGAAGAAAAGAGUUCAAUGUAACGUUUGUUUGAAAACAUUUUGCGAUAAAGGUGCUUUGAAAAUACAUUUUUCCGCAGUUCACUUACGCGAAAUGCACAAAUGUACAGUGGAAGGAUGCAAUAUGAUGUUUAGUUCAAGAAGAUCGCGAAACAGGCAUAGCGCUAAUCCUAAUCCAAAGCUACAUUCACCUCACCUGAGAAGAAAAAUUUCACCUCAUGAUGGCAGAAGCUCUCAAGCCCAUCCUAUACUGAUACCUCCACAACCGGGACUUUCUCUUCCUGCAGCAGCAGCUCUAAGUCCAUUGAAUCCUUUUGGACCAUUUCCUCUUUUAACUCCACCCCCAGACAUGAAAUAUCACUCAUUGCCGUCUAUGGACUUUAAACAAACUUUAGAUUUGAGCAUUCAGCGAAUGAAAGAAAAUAAAGUUGCUUAUGCAGAUUUUGUUGCAAGUCAAUCACUACAUCACCAACAGCAUUCUGAAGAAGAUGACGAUGAUGAUGAUGGAAUCGUGGUUGUCGGAGGAGACGAAGAAGAUGAUCAAGACAAAGAUAGAAGAGAAACAACCAAUGGUACAAAUAACGUCCAAGAAGUACCUGAAGAUUUAGUAAUGCCCGCUAAAAAACAAAAAAUAUCUGUAUCGGACGUAGAUGAAGACAUGACAAGCAAUAUCGACAGCAACGAAGAUUCGCUUAGUGUAGUUGAUACGCAAAGUCUUAAAGAUGAACCUAGUAUUCAAAUAAAUAAACGAAAGAGAAAAAGCCAAAAUCCAACUAGAUGUGCAGUACCUGUAAUGAUGGAGGAUGCUACUAGUGACGGAGAUUCUUCUAAUGAUGUUUUUUCCGAAAGAUUAGCUGAUCAGGUAAAACAAGAACAAGAAGAAAAAGAGGAAAAAGAAAAAAUAGUAAAAAUUGAGGUAGUACCUGUAGAAACCAAAAAAGAAAUAGAUAUGUCUGAUACUCCUUUAGAUUUAGGAAAACCAAGUCCUGAUGUAAAUGCAAAUGAAACAGAAAAAGUGCUUACUACAGAAAUUAAAACAAGCAUAGCCCCAUUGUUUACUAUAGAUAAACUCAAAAAAGAAAAACCUCAUCAAGAGCUGGAAGUUCAAGAUGAACCAGAAGAAAGACCAGCUAGCUCGAUUGAAAGCAAUAAAAGUGACGAAUCAUUUGAUUCGACAAAUCCGUUAAGGCAACUAGAAAGCCUUUCACAUGGGCCAUUUAACGAAUUCAUGGCUAGAGGAUUACACUUAGGUUUACCAGGUCAACCUCCUCCAUUUCCUCCUUUGGGGUUUAUGAUGAGUGCUGGCCCUCCAAGCCCUACUCGAUCUCAAACAUCUUCUGGAGAUAGUAGCAAUGGUAGAGAUUCUCCAGAUGAUAACAGUCAGCACCAAUUGUUUGGACAUUUCGAUAAUGGUCAGUUUAUUAGUGGUAUGGACGUUCCAGUAGAUAAAGAUAAUCCAAGAAGAUGCACUGCAUGCGGUAAAAUUUUCCAAAAUCAUUUUGGGGUUAAAACGCACUAUCAAAAUGUUCAUUUAAAACUAAUGCAUAAAUGCAAUGUUGAUGGAUGCAAUGCAGCUUUUCCGUCAAAACGGAGUAGAGAUAGGCAUAGUGCAAAUUUAAAUUUACAUAGAAAGCUUCUUUCUACAUCUUCCGACAAAACUGCUGCUGCAUUAUUUUUAGAGAAAUCUCCAUUUGCAACAUUAACGAAUCCAGCAAUACAUGGAGAUUUCCUUACAAGAUUAUACACUGAUGAAGCUUUAAAAGGACACCAUUUACCUCCUCCUAAUCUAGACCAAUUAAUCCUUAAUGGUGACCGAAUACCUCACCCCCCACUUUUGUUUCCUCCUCUGGGUGGUCUACCGUUUCCUCUAGGAAAUUUCAACCACUUUAGCCAAUUUAAUGGAUCAUCAUUAUCUACAACGCACAAAGAACGUUCCUCCAGUUCCAAUUCGCCAGUCUCUGGCUCACCUCCACCAGCAAAUUUGUCUUCUGCUCCAACCAAAUAUAUCCACUGUGUCGAAGAAGAUCUUCCAACACCUGAUAAAGAAAGCAAUCUUCCAUGUCGACUGUGCAAAACCGCUUUUAGUACUGCGUCACAACUUAAAGACCAUUGCGAGAAGCACCAUAUAUCCGAAAUGUUUAAGUGUACUGUGAUGGGUUGUCCUAAACUGUUCCUAUCGCGAACGAGAAGAAACAUCCAUUCGGAGAAUGAGUCUCUUCAUAUUAAAUCCCCAUCAAAAGAGACUGAACAUUCGUGACCUUUAAAGAAUACACUUGACUUUAGUGCGAUUCCACUGUGGUGGUGAUUUGAUAGUACCUACUUAUCAACGAUGUCUUAGUCGCCAGAAUAUGGUUGUCAUUAAUAUCUAGAAUCUUUACUUUUCUAAAAAUUAUUAAUAUCGACACUAUUAUAAUAUUAAACAUACUCGUUAAGAGAUAAGUGUAGAGAAAUACUUAGCCCCUUAUAUUUUUGUUGCUCACAAUCACUAUCACAAACGUAUAAACUGUCUGCUAGUCUGUAUGCUUAAAAGCAAAUAUUCAAAAGUUCGCCCAAUGAAAAUGAAGAAUAAUGUCAUUGCAUAAUUGGCAUAAUGGCCCAGUGUCAGAUUGAUUUUUAUGAUACAGCUAUUAAUUUAUCCUGGAAUAUUGCAUAUCAGUAGGUAUAUAAUAUCCAGAUAAUAUAGCAAGCAAUGGCGUAACAAACUCCGUCGCCCCCCCCCCCCGCACAAUUGAAAAUGGGGCCCCCUUUAAAAAAUUACCAAAUGCGACAUGUGUAACAAAUACCUCUAUGUGUUACAGCCCAGUAAAUGAACGUAAAAUAUGUCGAUACCGUGUAAUUUCUAGAGUCAUCACCGAAGUGGUCAACUCAAGACUUUUCGAGUUAUUUAUGAGUAAAAAUGUUUGUUGUUUAGCAAAAAAAACAACAGUUUAGGCGAUUUUUCGCAAAUAGUUCAAAGAGUAAGUAUUUGAUCAAAAAGAACAUUGUUAGUAAAAAUGUAGCUCAUAAAAAAAUUAAACAAAAAUGAAGUCUAUCGAUCGAGUAAAAGAAAAGCUGUAGCUCAUGAAAAGUUUUUCUUAUUCGUCAAAUUUCAAAUCGAAUAUUUCAACGUGAAAUAACCAAAAAAUAAAAUACUUUUCGGGGAAAACUCAUUAGAACUUUUUUAAAGAGUUUAAAAAAAGUUUUAUUUUUAUUUUUUACAAAAGUUUCUAGCGCCAAACUAAGCCAGUUACGCUCAAAAUACAGUUAAUCCCAUUUUUUGGUAAAAAAUUGUGAAAAUCUCCCCUAUUUAGCAUCCGAAAUGAAACGAAUCAUUAUCGCUUUACAAAUUUUUUAACUUUUUUAUAUGACUUGUAAGUUUCACUGGUUCAAAGUGCUUAUUUUUGAAAGGGUUCUAGUUAAAAGAGCUUGAACGAGUCACUAAUCACGAAUAUACGCAAAUUUUAAACAUUAAUAACCAAUUUUUGUCUUACAGAAUAACAAAAUAAAGCCAAAAUAUUUAUAAAAGCAAAACCUACAUUUCUUUACUCUUUGAGAUUUUUCGUAUCACUAAAACUUUUUAUAUGAUGUUGAAAAAAGGUAUUUUUCCAAAAUAGUAAACUUUUUUUACUAUGAAACCAAUUUUUUUCAAAAAUAAGACCUUCGAACCGGUCAAACUUACAGAUCAUAUAAACAAUAAAUAGUUAAAAUAAAUGGUAAAGCUCUAACGAUAAAUUUUAUUUGGGGUGCAAAUAAGGGUAGAUUUUUUUUUACCAAAAAUGGGGCUAACUUUAUUUUAAGCGUAACUCGUAUAGUUCUGGCGCUAGAACCUUUUAUUAAAAAUAAACCUUUUUUUAAACACUUAAACAAAGUUUUAAUGAGUUUUUCUCGAAAAGUGCUUCAUUUUAGUUAUUUAAGGUUGAAAUAUUCGAUUUGGAAUUGGACGAAUAGGAAUAAUUUUUCAUGACCUUCAACUGUACUUUUACUGUGUCGAUAAACCUCAUGAAUAAGUACACCUUUUUUGUAUCUUCUAAGCUAAAUUUUUGCUACAAAUAUUUUUUCGAUAUAUCUAAUAUUAUUUCGAUAAAAUACUUACUUUAGAGUUAUUUUCGAAAAACCUUUCUGAAAACCUGUUUUUUUGUUGAAAAAUAAACAUUUUCACUUGCAAAUGACUUGAAAAGUAUUAACAUAGAUAAAGAAACUCUAUAGAAAAAAAGUUGCUUAUAAUUAGUCAAUUUACACAUUUCUUGACUUAUUUUAAACGUAUGUUUUCACCCCAAGAAGGGAUGUCAUCCCCUGAAGUAAAAGCAACCAACGGCAUAAGUCCAACUUUGAAGUGGAGUGUAACUAGAACCUAAAUCCAAAUUGUCAAGCAAAUACGUCCAUCGUAACGCUGAGAAUUUCACUCCAAAACUGUCAUUUACUUGGUAUAGAAUGGCCUAUUUACUACUUAUUGGUAUAGAAUAAAAUAGAACAAAAAUUACUAAAUGAUUACAUUAGUAUUAUUCUAUGAGAUGAUCAACUUUUUUCGUGCACUACUAUCAGCGAAUAUAAUAUCUACAAUUUUAUUAAUUCGGAUGGGCAACUUCAUUUUCAAUAUUGCACUGUUUAAAAAACGUAUGUAUGCGAAUAAUAUAACAACACAUUUUUACAUAUAUUAGACGACAAGAUGAAACCCCUGACAUAUUGGGGCCCUCCGUAAGCUUCAUGCUGCGGGGGCCUCUGUUACGCCUCUGGAUAAUUAUAUCGAAAUACUAAACGUAGGUAAAGUUGAAAGAGAAAAACCAAUUUUUAGAUUUAGAAAUAUUAUUCUAAAAUUCGGCAAAUGGCAAUUGUCAGAUCUUUCAAUAAUCACGUAAAAAGUAUUAUAGUUGAUUGUCGUCACCAUAAAAGUUCGAGAGACUGGAAAGGAUUAAGUUUCUAGAUAUGAGAUGAUUCACUUGCUGAAUACGCCUAUUUAGACAUUUACGUUUUUAAAUUUAACCACACAACGUAAAAUAAUAUAUAACAUAUUUUUACAUAAUAUCAGACGACAAGAUGGGGCCCCAAAUCGAUUGGGGCCCCCCGCAAGCUUCAUGCUGCGGGGCCUCUGUUACGCCCCUGGUAGCAAGGUUAUGAAAUUGUUUUCUUGUGGCAUGUCUAAUUUAAGAAUUUAGAUGUCAGCAGAAUGCAGCAGGCUGUGGUUGCCACUAAAAGAAGAAAUCAAUAACAAGAACAUACCAACAAUAGAGGAAUGGAAGUCGAAGAAAAAAUCAUAAAAAAUCUCAUCACUAUACAUAUGCAACACACAUCACAACCACCAACAAAAUUAAAAAUUUAAUUUUCAACAAUCACAUCUACGUUACAGAUUACACAAACAAAUGAACACAUAAUAACACACAAAAAUAGUCAGAAUUUGAUACUCCUAGGGCAAUAACAUCAUUCUCAAACAAUUUUUUCAAGCACACAUUGCUGUGGUCCAAAACAUCUAUACGUACCAAAUUUUUCAUUGUUUGAAAAGAAAUAUGUAGGUACCUACAUACCAAAAAAAUCAGGGUAUAAAGAAUCUUCCCAGAUUUUUUUAGAAUAAUUCUUUUCUUUUUUGAGGACGAUUUCUGGAGUGGAAAUCGAAACGUCAAACAUUAAUUAAUUAAAAAUGCAAUUUUCAUUACACCAAUAAUCGUGGCUCAAUCCCACAUAAACCAGAUAUUACAUUCCUUUACGUCGGAAAAAUGAAAGAAUACCCAUGAACGAACAUAUAAAACACACUGUAUUUUCCUGUCUCCGUGUCACAAAGAAAAUUGUCCGGUGCAAGUACAUGUAACAAUAAUUAUUACAUGUACUUGCGCUGGCCAAUUUUUUGUCUGACACGGUGACAGGAAAAUACAGCGUGUUUUAUAUGUUCGUUCAUGGGUAUUCUUUCAUUUUUCCUACUGUAUGUUGUUCUGAAGCUAUUUUCUUGUGACAUGUUAAUGCAAUUUACUAUUUUUAUGGGGAAUAAGCCAUAAUUUUACUUUAAAUAAAUAUAUUUUGACGUUUCGAUUUCCGAUGAGUAAAGCAAACAAGUGUAUAAAAAUAGAUGUUUUCCACAAUACUCACCAAAAAGAUCAAUAUAGUUUUGCAUGUACAGGAGUCUGUUUUCAAAACACUUUUUUAUUUCCAACGAAUAACUAACUUCACAUGAAUCUUAAACUGAUACAAGAUCUUUUUAGACUUAAAGAAAUGUUGAGUUAAAUGAACAGAAAUAAAAAAAGAAGCCACUUAAUACUAAAUCAGGAAUGCAUGGCUGAUUACCAGUCAGUUUGAGUGCUGAAAAUAUCUCUUGUUCGAACCAAACAGUGUGAACUGGUGCUAAUUUUCUGAACAUUUCUGCAAAAUAAAUGGUGGUAGGCCAUUUACAGCGGGUUCUUCAUUGUUAUAAUAUCUCUGUUGAGUUGCCCCCCACCUCGUAGAAAUUAAAAACAAGUACCGCGAAAUUACGAGCUAUUUAUGAGUUUUCAUAUCCCACAGAUUAAAAAUUUUGAGCUUGUUACACUGGACAGGAAUUUAAUAUUUUUUGUGGGGGGCUGACUCAGGCCCCCACUACUUAAAAUAGAGAUAUCGAAUCUAUAUUUGAGAAAGAAUUACGAGCUAUUUAUGAGCUUUUGAAGUGAUAUAGUUUCGAUUUUUGAGUUCAUCACCUUAACGCCCAAACAACCUUUUAAUUAAUCUAACUCAAGAGAAAAAUGUUAAGAAAAAUUAAAAUAUAUCGUAUCGCGGAUAUAAUUCGUAUAGCGAAUAAAUUCUAAGAAAAAAAAUAUCAAAUAUUCCUACAAAAGAAAUUGUAAUUCAAUAAUCGAAAUGCGCGUAUUUUAAGAGUAAGAAUGUACACGUAAUACGAAUUAUAUCCGCGAUACGAUAUAUUUUAAUUUUUCUCAAAAUUUUUCUCUUGGGUGGAUCAAUUAAAGGGUCGUUUGGGGGUUAAGGGGAUGAGCUCAAAAAUUAAAACUAUAUCACUUCGAAAGCUCAUAAAUAGCUCGUAAUUCUGCUGCAAAGAUCGAUUCAAUAUCUCAAUUUUUAAGUAGUGGGGGGCUGAGUCAGUCCCCACAAAAAAAAUAUUAAAUUCCUGCCUAGUGUAACGAGUUCAAAAUUUUUAAUCUGCUGGAUACUUUUACUUACUUAAUCCAGAACUCGUCUACCUUUCGGUGUGAGUUGUUACAGAGUUAGGUUCUCCGUCGUUUUCUUCCACAUUUCCUUCCAUUUCCUUCUAUCCAUGGCCAAUGCUUUUGUUUCCUCCCAUUUUAUUCCUCUUUUGUCGGCCGCUUCCCUCACUUCUUCUGUCCACGUCUUUCUUGGUCGUCCUCUCUUCUUUCUUCCCAUAUGUCUCGCUUCAUAUAUCUGUCUUACUUUUUUUUUCUUCUCCUCUUCUCAGUACAUGUCCGAGCCAUCUAAGUUGUCCUUGUUCGAUUGUUGUUGUAACUGGGUGUAUUUUCAGAUUUUGUCUAAAGGUUUGAUUUCUAAUUUUAUCUUUCCUUGUUUUUCCCUCUAUUGUUCUCAAAGAUCUCAUUUCUGUGCUUAUUAGUCUAUUUUUUUGCCUUUUUGUUAAUGCCCAAGAUUCACAGGCAUAGGUUAGAGUGGGUUUCACAAUCUUUUUUACUAUUUCGAUUUUUAUAUUCUUAGGUAUUUCUUUAUUUUUUAAAAAGUUACUCUUAAUACUAUUGUACAGCUUACCAGUCUUUUCAAUUCUUUCAUUUAUCUCAUCUUCUAAUUUUCCAUUCCGGCUUAUGAUUACCCCCAAAUACUUAUAUCUGUCUACCUGUUCAAGUUGCUUGCCAUCUACUUCUAUUUUGUGUUUUCCGUUUUGUCUUCCAAUUAUCAUUGUUUUUGAUUUUUCUUUGUUUAUUUUUCAUGUUUCUGAUUUUUAGCUCUUCAUACAAUAUGUUUAAAUUUUCUUGUAAUUGUUUUUCUGACUCCCCAAUGAUCACCAGGUCGUCUGCGUAGCAUAGUUCUGUCAUUUGUAUCAUUCUCAACUUCCAAUAUCCUACAUUAUAUUUUCUCCAUUUGUGUUUGCAGUUUUUUUUUACGUCAUCUAGUACUAGGUUAAAGAGUAGUGGACUCAGGACACAACCCUGUUUUAAUCCAAUGUUGCUGUCGAAUACUUUUGAUUUUUCAUUUCUUGUCCUUACAUAGCUUUUCGUUUUUUCAUAUAAACUCUGGAUGCAUCCUAUUAGACCUUGUUCAAUUUUUCUCUUCUCUAGUAUUUUCCAAAUAUCUUCUCUUUUAAUUCUGUCGAAAGCUUUUUCCAUAUCUAUGAAACAUGCAUGUAUUUCUUUUUCUGUUUUAAAACCUUUUUCUAUUAUUUGUCUGAUUAUGAAAAUCUGAUCAUUCGUCCCUCUUUCUUUUCUGAAACCACUCUGGCUCUCCUCAAAGGUGUUCUCUAGUUUUUCUCUUAGCCUGUUUUCUAGUAUACUAGCAUAAAGUUUUCCUACUGUGCUUCCUAGUGUUAUUCCUCUAUAGUUUGAGCAUUCUUUGCUAUCUUCUUUUUUAUACAAUGGUGUUAUAAUGCCUAUCUGCCAGUCUAGUGGUACUUUCUUCUCUUUCUUAGCUUGGUUCAUGAUGUUUAAUAAUUCUUGUUGUCUUUCUUCAUUCAUAUAUUUGAACAUUUCUGCAGUUAUAUCGUCAUGUCCUGGUGCUUUUCCCAGCUUGAUUUUGUUGAUUGCAUUUGUUAAUUCUUAUUGUGUUAUAUUUUCUAUCUGUUCCUGUUGCUCUUGUGGGGUGUGUUGAUUUUUGUUUUGUUCUAACUUAUUUCCUUCUACUUGUUCCACUUCCAAGAGUUCUUCAAAGUAUUCUCUCCACCUCUCCAUAAUCUCAUUCUCUUCUGUGAGUAUGGUUCCAUUCUUAUCCUUCACGUUUUUCAAUGUAUUUGGUUUUGGUUUUCUCAUGCUCGUAAGUGUGUUAUAGAACAAUUUCUGGUUUUCACCGAAUGCGUCUGUUAAUUUAUUUCCAAAUUCUACCCACGUUCUGUCUUUGUUAUUUUUAACCAUCUGUUUAACUUCUGUUCUUUUCUCCUUGUACUUGUCAUAGCUUUCUUGCUUUCUGUCUGUUAAGUAUUUUUUCCACAGUUGUUUCUUUUCUUGUACUAUUUUUUCUAAGUCCUUUGUUGUAAAUUAAAAUAUAUCGUAUCGCGGAUAUAAUUCGUAUAGCGUAUAAAUUCUAAGAUAAAAAAAAAUCAAAUAUUCCUACAAAAGAAAUUAUUGCAUCAAUAAUCGAAAUGAGCGUAUUUUAAGAGUUUGAAAGGUAUACGUAAUGCGAAUUAUAUCCGCGAUACGAUAUAUUUUUCUCAAAAUUUUUCUCUUGAGUGGAUCAAUUAAAGGAUCGUUUGGGGGUUAAGGGGAUGAGCUCAAAAAUCAAAACUAUAUCACUUCAAAAGCUCAUAAAUAGCUCGUAAUUCUGCCGCAAAGAUCGAUUCAAUAUUUCAAUUUUUAAGUAGUGGGGGGCUGAGUCAGUCCCCACACAAAAAAGUAACGAGCUCAAAAUUUUUAAUCUACUGGAUAUGAAAUCUUAUAGAUAGCUCGUAAUUAAGCGCUAUUUGUUUUUUAAUAUCUGGGGGCAGCUCAACAGGGAUGUUCUACCAUGCAGUGGUGACAUAUUCGAUUUUACUGACAAAUACUAGUUCAUUUGCAAUACAUUUUUGUUGAAUUUAGUCCAUCAUGGAAUUCCUUUUAGUCCAUCAUUCACUCGACGGAUCUUUAGUUUAAGGCUCAUGAGCACACAUUAAUCAUUUUUAUCUGUCACAAUUUUAUGAGAUUCAUAAUUCGAGCCUGUUUGAGCGAUUGCCAAAUUAUGUCAGAUUAAAAAGUUUUUUUGUUUAUAUAAAAUCACUAAUGUCUCAAAUAUAGCAGAGAUAAGCAACAAUGAUUCAAAUUUAAAGAUCAUAGUUUUAUAGUAUCUAUUUAAUUAGUCAGGGAAUCAAAGACAACCAUAUUCGGGUGUGACUAAGCUGAUUUAAUAUAUGUGAUUUUUAGAAUAGUUCAUUCUUCUGAAAGCCAGUUCUGUAUACUUAUUUAUUUGAGAGAAUCUGCACUUAUAUUUCUUUAGUUAGAGACUUGUUUUAUUAAUUUUAUCAGCCAGUUUGGUGAAUACUCAAUUGUAUAUAUACUAUUUAGCCUAGUGAUCUCUUUUUUAGUUGUGAUUUUGCAAAAGCUAUGUUUAUAUUUGCAAUUGCAAAUAUGAAAAAUCCGUUAUCAGAGGUGCAAGAACGAACCAAGCAAACUGUAAUAACCGGCUAAGUUCAACAUAAAAGCUAUACAAUUAAUAAUGUUGCAUUAAUUGGAAAUCAAUUUGAUUUAAAUUGUUGAUUACAUACUAAAAAGUAUUAAAUUAACCGACUUAUAGUCUAUGAAAAUAGAUCAAACUAUCCGAGAACUACAUGUGUAUUAGCUGCAAGAUAGUCCGCAAUAGCCCGCCAUAUCUGCCAAUAGCCUGAGUUGGCAGAUAGACUAAUGAGUGCUGAUUGAUGAUCCCCUUGACCGACGUUACUUGUAUCCUUAUCCGAUUAUGAUUUAACUGAACCUACAUUCAAUUGACAACUUAAACAUUUUAAUGUCAAGUAUUUAAAUCUUUACCUCUAAUAAGACUUGAUUGCCGGAAAUCCACUUUCACACAAGGACUGACCUACCCAGUCAGUAAAGUUAACCCAAACAGAGAAUUUCACUUAUUUCCUACAUGGAUGGACCAAUGGACAAAAAUGACUCAAUUAAAAACCAAAUAGUAAAAUUAGAGAGAACUGAAAGAACCUUUAUUUACUAUACUACUUAAUUAUUUUCCUACACGAAUUAAAGAAGGAAACAGAUAAACGCAAACAAAACUUUAUAAGAAAUGGUUUCAGAAAAUGAUAAGACAUCGUCUAAAAGAUUGCCAGAAAUCUUAUAGUGGUAAUAAAUAUAACAGUGUAAUAAUAUUUGAAAUAACCAGUACAACAAAAUAUCAUUAAUUUAAAACAUUUGAUGAUGAAUAAUAAGGAACAAAAAAUUUAUCUAUAGAGUCCCGUAUGAAUACGAAAAAAGAAACUUUUUGUUGUCGGGAUGACACUUAAAAAAUGUUUAAAAUGUGAAUUCCUUGUCCAGUUUGUUAUUAUAUUAAUGACUAAAGGAUAAAUAAAUCAAGGCAUAUUAGGAUAAUGUUACAUUUAUAACCGUAAAAAAGGAAAGGCACGCCAGGUAGAGAGCUGAAUUCAAUGAGGUGGCUUUUGGCCUAUUCCACUGCAACUGUUUCAGAUCUAUUGUGGUCUUCUAGCCCUAGAUUACAUUCUCUAGCCUGAUACUUUUAAAAGGUCUAAUAACUUCGAGGCUGAUUCUUUCAUGUAGCUCUUUGCCGGUGACUAUUCUUCGCCUAAUGCAAAGAACCACACAAUUGCCAGACUGACACACUUAUAAAAUUAUGCUCUGCUGUUGAGGUCUGCUGCAUUGGUCAUCAUCUGCCAAUUCCAUCAGCAUCAAUUGCCUAUUCAGCGUAGUUUCCUGUUAGCAGACCUACUAUGGCUUUGACUGUGUUCCAGUCUACUUAUUACGUCUACCGUAAAUUUUGGCCAAUGUUCUGUAAGGCACUGUUUCUUCUGUUUUUCUUUUAGCGAAUUCCUCCACCAUUCAAGAGAUUUGUAAGCUACCCACUUUCUUGUAUCCUUUCUGGUUACUACCUUUGCAACGUCGCAGAAGGGUUCCGGUCCAACGAAUUAUAUUGAUGAGCCUUGUUUGGCAAUUUCAUAGCCAUUAUGACCCUCGUGCACCGGUACUCAGGCUACUUUAACUUUGCUAUGCUCUCCUAGUUUAUUCAGGGCACCCACACAAUCUCAUACUAGCUUAGAAUUGACCUCUACUGAAUUGAGUGCCUUAAGCGCUGCCUGGCUAUCUCUGAAGAUGGCAAUUGUACAGUACGAUAUUUUCUGCCUUUCUUAUUCUUCCACACAGUGAUGGAUUGCCGUUAUUUCCCUCUGGAAAAUUGUGAUAUCCUUAGAUAGACUCACCGGCAGAUCUAUUCUUUGCUUUGUCCCUACUAUACCUACUCUUACACCCUCCCACCAGCUAGACAUAUUGGUUCAAAAAUUGCUGUUUUGUGACAUGUCUGAGAUUAAAUCUGAAAGUACAUGCAAACAAAUGAAGUUAUUAAAAACAUGGUAUUUUUAUUGUGUAAUUCGUGGAUUGUAGUAACUGAAUUCGUUUGGCUUAUAUUUUGAGCUUAGUCGGAUUUAAAAGAAGCUGGUAGUGACAAGGAUGUACCGCAUCUAUUUUCUGUCAAAAUACAUGUUGCUUAAAAUUUAUAAAUAACUCAUUCAUACGUAUAGCAAUCGAUGUAUAAUCCCAUAUAAUCAACAGGUGAUACAAGUUAGUAAUCUCAAAAAGAAUGUAUAUUUAAUGUGCAAUAAUUUUGUAAAUAUGCUAUAGUGCUUGUAAAUGUAUAGAUGUAAAUAUACCAACAAUGUUAACCGAAAGGUAUCCAAUUGUUCCAUUUUAAAUCAAUGUAUACGAAAAUAUUUUAAAACCUCAAUAUAUUUGUUUUUUUAUAAAACGACUACAAUGCUUCUAUCCACACGAAUUCAAACUUAUUUUAAAAUAUAAAAUACUUACUCUUUAAUAGGGUUCUAAAUCUGUUGACUUGUGGCAUGUUUGAGUUAAAUGUUGUGUUUAUAUGGGAUUAGCCACAGUUAGGUUGUAAUGACAACUACAUUUAACUAAAAAUACUUGGUGUUUCGAUUUACACUGCAGAAAUCGUUAUCAACAGAAAUUAAGAACAAUAAUUUGUUGAUAAGGUGUGUACAAUACAACCGCCAAUUGUUCCCGAUUUAGCCAUACGGCUCGCACUCCCUCUAAGGGGAAAAUUGACUCAUCCCAGAUACCUGCGGUAUCAAAAGGAUUGAGCUCUGGUGGGACUCUUUCCGUGUUACCGAGCCCUAGGUGACUUGGAAUGCAGGUGUAUCUCCCAAAAAUUUUCGGACACUUCUGGCCGUCGCGAGUAGUACAGCUUUCUGCAUGGUCUUAUAAAGAUGUUCAUUCAGACCCAGCUUUUUUAUGCUUUCGAGGAGGGUCUUCGGAAUGACUCCAGUAGUAGACAUAAUAAUCGGUAUCAUCUGGGUACUUUGCAUUCUCCAUUGCCUUCGUAUUUGAAUUUCCAGAUCUCUGUACUUGGCGAUCUUUUCAGUAAAUUUAAUACGUAGAUUAUUGUUGUUAGGUAUCGCCCCAUCAAUUAGUGUUGUUUGUCUUGUUAAUUUAUUAACUAGUACGAGAUCUGGUCUAUUAUGUGCCACUGUUUGGUCUGUGUGCGGUCCCAGUAUAGCUUGUAGUUGCCAUCCUCAAGCAUACUCUCAGGGACGUAUUGAUAAUAUGGGAGAUGGUCGGUUUGGAGAAGUCCCAGCUUGAUAGCUAUCUCCUGAUGAAGGAUUUUUCCCACUGCGUCAUGCCGUUCCUUGUACUCAGUUGCAGCAAAUGCCUGGCAGCCCCCUGUAAGAUGUUGGAUGGUUUCUUGGGCUUGACAUCCAUAUCGGCAUCUGUCGUUUUGAACAUGAGGGUCUUUGAUGAUAUAUUUCAGGUAAUUUCUGGUUGGUAUAACCUGAUCCUGAAUGGCCAGUAAUGAACCCUCCGUUUCAGGGAACAUCUUUCCUGAUGUCAACCAGUAGUUCGACGCUAUAUUGUCGACAUAAUCUUGGCUGACCUCAUUGGGAUGUCGCCCGUGCAGAGGUUUACCCAUCCAGGCGCGCACUUUUUCGUCCUUAGUAAGGUGGUUUAUGCGCAGUUCUGCUUCCCUCAGUUUUAUCGGUGUUGUGUCAUCUACUGCGCAGAUAGCACGAUGUAGAGUAGAUAUUUCAGCCUGCAUCUGAAAAUAAGAUAGCAAUGCUGAUGGAAGUGUACUGUACCUUUCAUUUGCAAUUUGCAAAAUUAAAAUCGAUUAACUACCACGGCGUCAGGAAAUUUUUUAAAUAAACAUUAAUUUUUGGUGCUACGCGCAGGACAGCGGUGUUCGAUUCACACAAGUUGAUUUCCACCAAAAUUUCUUCUAAUCUUUAUCUAAUAUAUUAUUUUCUUACUCUAUAUUUUGUUGUAUUUUAAUAUUUUAAUUCCACAAAAAUCAAACUAAUUUUAUUAUUGUUUAUGAAAUAUUGUUUAAACAAUUGCAUUUAUGUUUAAAAAUAAUAAACUUUUAUUCUCUAAAUUAAAAUAUAUAAACAAUAAAGUUUUUGCUAAUAAAAGUGUUAUUUCAAAGGAUAUAGUAUGUGUUUUUAUUUUGCAAUAAACAAAUUUAUUUAUUUAUACCGAAAUGUAAUAAAAAUUAAAAUGUAUCAAUCAUUAUCAAAGGUCAUUGGAAUGCCCAAUAAGAGCAAACUACCCGCUGUCCUGCGCGUAGCACCAAUAAUGAAUGUUUAUUUAAAAAAAUGCCUGACGCCGUGGUAGUUAUUCGAUUUUAAUUUUGCAAAACUGCAAAUAAAAGGUACAGUACACUUCUAUACGCAAAAAAAUGUCAACUUGUUCUCUGCUUUAUUUUCAGUCCUGUAAUAUUUUGAAAAAAUUAAUUUUUUUUGCGAAAGCUGGAUUGCAAAAUUUAUUUUGCAAAAUCUAUUACACCGAUCUUAAUGAAGUUUACAGUAUUAUUUUAUUGUAUCAUAAAGUUUUUCUGGGUAAAAUAUGAAUGUCCUAAGUGUAGCACAAAUGGUUGAAAAACGUAAAAUGCGAAUACUUGUUUUUGUAUGUUUUUUUCGGAGUUAUUGCUAUUUUGCAACAAGGGUGACUAUUGUUUAAAUUCUUAACCAAUUCUAUAUUGUAGGAAAUUUAAUUAGACAACUUUUAAGUUAGUACAACUUUUCUCGGAAAUGAAUACUUUAUAAGUUAUAAUCAAAAAACGAAGAGAAAAAUCGAAUUUUUCCUUCAUUUUUUGACAUUUUGAUUAUUUAAACAAUGUUCCGGACCUUUUUGAGAGGGAGGAUAACUCAAAUAUUAUUAUUUGAUUUAUUUUCAAGCAAUUUCUGCAAAAAAAUUUGAGUCACCUCUCUACGUCCAAAUGUGCUAAUAUUUUUACAGAUGAGCCCUGGUCUAGUAUCACAGAGCAUUAAAACAUCUGCCCUCAUAUCUUUACAGUAAUAGCUGACUGUUACCUACAACCAUCAUAGUCAAAGUACAAUUUUUUGUUGACUGGGAUAUGAAAUAACCUAAAUAAUAAUAACAAUUGGCGGCUGUGUUGUGAAAACGUUAUCAACAAAUUAUUUUUCUUAAUUUCUUUUGAUAACGAUUUCCGGAGUGUAAAUCGAAACGUUAAGAGUAUUUUUAGUUAAAUAUGUAAUUGUCAUUAUAACCUAACUGUGGCUAAUACCAUAUAAACACAACAUUUAACUUACUGUUUCUAUAAUAGUUUUUUUAACAUCCUAAUUUACUUUCAAAAACAAAUGAUUUAAUAAAUAUAAAAAUUAACAUUAAAAAUGUACAUAAUUUACAAUUUUAUGAUGAAAUUUUUUUGACAGUUAGAACACAACUUCAGGUGAGAGGGGCCUUAUUAGCCUUCGCUUGUUUAGUAGAAAUUUUAUGAUGAGGAAUUGGGACAUACUCAUAUUAUGAGAGACUAAACGGAGAAACGUAUUCCAUACUCAUAGGUAAGAAUUAAAUUCAGAAAAUUAAAGAGACGUCAAAGGUAUUGUUAGUUUAAUAUCUACGAACUGAUUUUGCAAAAUUUUACGUCGGGUUGUUGUAGAAGCUCUGGAGAAAUAAGAAUUUUUGACAGACUUUUCUAAAAAGAUUUUUGUCCAGUAAUUUUUGAUGUGUCCACUACCUUAAAAAUCGGUAAUUUUUGAUGAUGUCUCGAAUUUCCUAAGCCUGUCGUCCUAUUUAAGUGAUAUUUAAUAUGUCAUAGCCCUAUUAUUUAACAAUAUCGCUGUAAUAAUAUUUUUGCUUAACAGGUAAAUUUUCAUUGUAUACCGGGUGUACGAAUAAAACUGUGUUUUUUUCUCAAAGUUCUGUGUUCCAAACACCGUGUGGAAUAUUCUAGGAUUUAUAAAAUCCUGAAAUUAAAACCAUCAAUCGCUUAUACGAGAGAUGGCGCUGGAUUGCGUCUCAAAAGGUGGAAUCAUUGUAUCGCGAUGGUUUCCCUUAAAUAGGCAUAUUGUUGAUAUUUCUUUCAGAGUUGUGACUGCAUAACUUCACUGAAGAUGCAUGGGAUGCUGAAAUAGCUAUAUGGAGAUGGUGCUCCAACUCUGAAUCAAAUAUAAACAAAAACUGCCUUUAUCUUUUUCAUCUUUACUCAGAUUUUGAGUAUGUAGAAACUGUCUUUCGGUCCUUUUCCUAGACAAAGAGGAGGUAAAUGCGUGACCUAAGUGUCAUCUAUUUGCUUUUUCCUAUUUUCGUCGUCUGUUGUGCUUAUAUAUUGUAAAAGCCGGAGAUACAGGAUGCAGCCAGAAAGCAGUUUAUUAACGAAAAGUCUUAGAUUUAAAAUAUUGUUAAUUGUAUUUUUAUUUCAAUUAUUCUAAUUGUUUAAAAAGUAGUAAACUUUGUAUCUAGGGCUUUUCGUUGUUUUCCUCGUAAUACGAGAGAUGUCGCUGGAUUGCGUCUCAAAAGGUGAAAUCAUUGUAUCGCGAUGGUUUCCCUUAAAUAGGCAGAUUGUUGAUAUUUCUUUCAUAGUUGUGACUGCAUAACUUCACUGAAGAUGCAUGGGAUGCUGAAAUAGCUAUAUGGAGAUGGUAGUCCAACUCUGAGUCAAAUAUAAACAAAAACUGCCUUUAUCUUUAUCUAUCUCAAUCGCUUAUGUUGGAUAAUACAAAAAGUUAGGUACUUUAACAACUAGCUAUGUUUUUCAUCAAUACAUGGUGUGCGAUAAACUUUAAAGGACAAUUCUACAUUACAAAGAACAACUUAUGUCCGCAAAUGCUUCGUUUCCGAGUUAUGGGGUCGGUCAAACAAUGCGCAAUAACUACCUCUUGAAACCUACCAAAUUUCAAUUGCAUAUGUCAACCGGUUUGAGAGCAAUGAAUAAAUUGUCAGUUGGCAAGAAAAAUUUCAACAUACCGUGUCUCGGAAACGAAUCAUUUGCGAACAUAAUAUGUUUAUAAACCAAACUGUCAUUAUUUUCUCAUUCAGAAUUGCCCCAGAAAGUGCAUCAAAAGUUUGACGCACUUAUUUAGAAACACCCUGUAUUGAUGGCUAGAACAUGGCUAGAUGUUAAAGUACGUAACUUUUUUAUUAUCCAACAUAAGCUUAUGAAUUAAAAAACAGAAUAUUAAAAAAAGGCUAUAGGUGGGUUUUAAUUUCUGUAUUUUAUAAAUGCUAGAAUAUUCCACCCACAGGGUGUGGUGAAUUUCAAGAAAAAACACAGUUUGAUUAGUACACCCGGUAUACAGUGACAAAUCACCUGUGUAGCAACAAUUUUAUUACACCGAUAUUGCUAAAGAAUAGUGCUAUAACCUAUUAAAAAAAUCACUUAAAUCGGACAACAGGUUUAGGAAAUUCGAGACAUCAAAAAUUACCCAUUUUUAAGAUGCUGCGUUAAUUUCUUAAUAGAGUAGUCGCAGCGGCUCUCAAUUUGUGGUACAUGUGCCACCGGUGGUACACCAAAACAGCAAAACGCAAAAACAGCCAAAAUCAGCUGCACCACUAUUAUAGUUAAUUAGAUCACCUAGCUAGAUAGGUAUUUCAGUUAGGUGGUACCAAAAGUAAUAAAGAGUAUUUGAUGGUACAUGACCCAAAAAUAUUGAGAACCCCUGGAGUAGUGUAUUAAUUGGUUUUAUAACUAUUGAAGCAACACAUGAGUUUGUAUUAUCUAAAAUCAUUUUAAAUUGUUGUUAAAUGCCUAAUUAUUUUAAGGCUUGUUUUUAUUUUUUUUUAAUUUUUUUAUUACUAAUAAUAGGAGCUUUUAUUUCAUUACUCUCAUUUGUAGAGUUGUUGUUGUUGUUGUUGUUGUUGUUGAGUUUAUUUGAUACAAACUACGUACAAUAUUGCAACAGGCUCAUUUGAUUGAACAUCAUAUAUCAGAAGACACCUUUGUAGUGGUAUUGGUAUAAACAAAAUUAAAUGGGCUGAUUUCAUUCGAUCUCAUCUCAAAGACACAAAUUCUGACACAUGGAAUGAGAAUGAAAUAUUUUCCACCGAUUAGCCACUCCCCGUAUCCGUGGCCUUGUAAUUUACUUCAUAAAAAAGGUGAAUAUACUUCUUUUACUGUUUUUGUUUUUAACUCAUAAACUACGAUAUGAUUUGGCUGUACCAAGAGCUACUAAUCACCAUCCGAGGAGCUUUUGUCUGAAGUCGCUCCAAUAUUACAAUAUUGGAUACGAAAUCGCAUCAAAGUUAAAUACCGUCAAUAAAGAUAGUUUUUAAAAUCGUUUUCCAAACUAGUAGUUUAGUUGUCAGUUUGUUUAGUAAUACGUCGUUUAAGUAUUUAUUGUUGCUCAGUCUAUUUCUAACAGCAUUUUCUACAUGGGUGCUAGAUCGAUAGAUAGAUUCAAUGAGGGGUUUUUUGGCAUAUUCCACUACGACCUUUUCAGAUCUAUUGUGACCCUCUAGCCCUAGAUUACAUUCUCUAGCCUGACUCUUUUUAAAAGGUCUAAUAAAUUCGAGACUGAACCUUCCAUGUAGCUCUUUGCUGGUGGCUUUGCUUCGCCUAAUGCAAAGAACCGUACAUUCUCUUUCUUCUUCUAGGUGAGAAAAUCUGCAUAGGUCAUCAUCUGUCAAUCCCAUCAGCUUCAGCUGCCUAUUCAGUUUACAGUGUACUAUUAACAGACCUACUACUGGCUUUGAUUGCUUUCAUGUCUUUGUUUAUUAGGUAUACCAUAAAUUUUGGCGAAUACCUUCCUUGCAUCGGAAAGUUAAUUUUCUUAUUUCGAAAAAUGGUGUCAUUUGGGAUUUCUAGACCUCUUCCCGAGACUCAGAAUCAAUUGAGAAGGUCUACGAAACCCCUUUUGUCAAAGGUUUGCUACCACUGACUGUAUAUAGAUGUGUCCCUGAGCCCAUGGUUAUUUUUCUUACCCUAACUUUUGGACUCAAUUCCCAUCUUCAUCCUGUACGAAGACAGUGCAUGAUUGCGGCUUUGGUAUAAUAUAUUCCACCUCCACAACCCUGAGGGAUGACCCUCCCAAAGCCUUAGGGUUCGAAUCGCUUCCUUAGCCACCUCGCACUUAUGUCAUCCACACAGUUAUCUUCUAGGAAACCCGGCCUGUGGGUACUCUUCAGGAAGCGAACCUCAGGUCCUGCUUCCGGAAUUUCUUCAUAAGCCACUAAGAUGGCUUCUGGGAAUCCGGAUGGUUCAAAUUUAACAAAAGCGGCACCUCCUAAAAGUCACACCCUCGGUUCUUGGCCUUUUCCCCUUUGCACUGGAUUUCGGGUGGUGUGCUUCCGUCUGACCUUGGACGUUUAGCCUCCUGAGUUUGUUUUUGUUUUGGCAUGGCUUCUAAUGGCUAUGAUGACCAUCUAUUUUGCGCUCUCAGCGGCCUUGAAAUUGGACUUGAUUACAGCCCUUUUGCUUUGUAUGUAAUAUUGACCUUGUUUCACCAUCUUACUGAUUUUGGCUUUAGAAAUGCCAGAUAUCCUUGCAGUCUUACUCUAGUAAUAUGUAAUGAGAUAUGUAAUAUGUAAUGAGAUCAACGUCUUCCAACGCUGUUACUCUGACAAACUUUGUGCUUCCUUAAAUUUUUUAGCUUUGGAGAUGUGUUUAGAACUUGCUGGCUUUUCGGCGUUCGGAUUUUCUCUAGACGUUCUCUGCCCUUCGGUUUUAGGAACCGUGGUUCUGGCUUUGAAGUUCCCUGGCUUAUCGGCCUUGGGAACCGUUUGGCCCUGAGUUUUUUCUUUUUUUCUUUCCACCAUAUUGGUUCCACGAGUAGCUAGCAAAAGAUAGUCCACCUCUAGCAGAGCCCCGCUUGUGAGGGUAAGUUAUAUAUGCGAUAGGGUGCGAUACGUUACCCCAAAGGAAUCGCUUACGACACUGUCACCCUAGUGCCUUAUAGCCUUCACCACGGUGUCUCACGGCUUGGCUUAGGUAAUUCUUUAUCGACUAUAUUCCGAUGGGUUCAGUUUUAACAGGGCCACCUCGAGAAGAGUGCAAUUGUUGGGAGUACCCUGUGGUCUUGGGACUUUGUAAGGAGGUCCAAAGUCCAAGGGCUCUCCGUGCACAGCUCUUUCAUGAUAUUCAUUCUUUCUCCCCUUAGCUUUACGCUGAUUAGAAAUGGAACACAUACCUUGGCUCCUACAUGAGUGUUAUAUUUGUAACAUUUAAGUUUAUCGUUGAUCUAAACAUAUUUCCAAGCCUUUCAUGUAUUGUUGCUGUUUUAGAUAUUGUUUUAAUGUGAAUACAUCCGAUAUGAAGCAGUUUCCUCUAAGCUCAGUGAAGACAAAAGGAUGGUUGGUCUGAUUUGAGAGAAGCAUUGUUUAAUAAUAUUAGCUGGUUUACUUCAUCUUUCAUCAUUAAUCAACCUUUUUUUCAAUUUAUGAUGAUUUACUCAAAUAGUCUGUAAAGUGUAUUGCUAAGGAAAGACAUCACCUAGAUAAUAGACUUUUUUCAUUGUAGAGUACUUUUUCUAUCUUUAGUAAGCGCAAUACAUUCUCGUUCAUGAUAUUUAAUGUUCAUUGUAGAGCGAAAAUAGUUUACAGUUUUUCUCUCGGUCUAGACAUCAAACAGAAGUAAUAAAAGCUCUAUUAAUCUUUACAAUUAUGAGGAAAAACAACUCCUUAACACUUAAAGUUGACAACUAAAUAGAAAAAAAAAAAAAGAAUGAGUACAUUUUAUCCGUACGAGACUAUUUGAUGGAUGAGUGAUGUAAAAGAAUGAAAAAAAUUAAAAAUUUAUUUUUUUUUUAAGAGAGCAAAGGUUAAAUCAGAGUCCCCAAUAGGAAUAUGUUGAGUUCGUGGCUACUGUUUUCUUUUUCAUAAUAUACAAAUCCCAAAUCCUUUUAAUGUUAUGAAAAUAGUAAUUCAAAAAAUAUAAAAAUGACAUAAUUUACAAAAAGUGUGGACAGAAGUUAUUAGGUUUUGUUUUUCAUACAUUUCUGCAAAGGACAUUAAUAGGUAUUCACAAUCCUGUGUACAGUUAAACAAAACAUGUAUUGCCUUUGGGCUAAUUAAAACCUAUAGCUGUCGUAUA
This is a messenger RNA of Diabrotica virgifera virgifera (western corn rootworm), 22150 nucleotides long. Its product is annotated as zinc finger protein basonuclin-2-like. The coding region runs from base 171 to 3377 and encodes 1068 amino acids. Gene Ontology annotation, cellular component: nucleus. Gene Ontology annotation, biological process: regulation of DNA-templated transcription. NCBI's taxonomy places the organism in Eukaryota, Metazoa, Arthropoda, Insecta, Coleoptera, Chrysomelidae. The record is from RefSeq and is a predicted model, not a curated record. The transcript has 2 exons.